Molecule: messenger RNA, 690 nt
Organism: Pogonomyrmex barbatus (red harvester ant)
Lineage: Eukaryota; Metazoa; Arthropoda; Insecta; Hymenoptera; Formicidae
Gene: MED11
Product: mediator complex subunit 11
Biological process (GO): regulation of transcription by RNA polymerase II
Cellular component (GO): mediator complex
Molecular function (GO): transcription coregulator activity
Source: RefSeq, a predicted model, not a curated record
AUGAAUUCUCCAUUAAUGUUGGCUCAGAGAGGGCUCUGCUCAGAUUCUUUGAAUUAUUCUAACCUAAUUUGAGACCUAAAUAUUGAUGUUGAUUUAUGUUUAUUAUUGCUCAGUAGUUUCGAUAUUUAACAUUUUUUAAUAUUUUGUGAUUACGAGCAAAUUAGAUAUGAAUAAAGUCUUUUGAAGGAUUUUAGCAGAACGUUGCACGAAUUGUCUGAUCAAACACAGCUACAAGUGCAAACAUAAGCCACGAUGACGCCGCCGAUGGAAAGAAUUCAGAUUUUAGAAACUAUCGAAAAAGACAUUAUAGUAUGUUUACAAAGCGCAGGGCAAGCGUGCAUGGAACUGAGCAAGGAAAAAUCAAGCUUAAAACAGGCAGAAUCACAGACACACCAAUUUUUGAAAACUCUAGGACAAUUGGAAAGUAAAUUAAGCGAUCAAAUUAAUUAUCUCACCCAGGUUUCUACUGGUCAACCACACGAAGGUUCAGGAUAUGCAAGUCAAAAAGUUCUACAAAUGGCAUGGCACAGAUUGGAGCACGCGCGAAGUAGAGUUAACGAAUUGGAACGUAUAAAGAAUAAAUUACGAUAAGUACAUAAUUUUUCUCAAUUCAAAAUAUGUAUAUAUAGCAAUGUUUACUGUGUGACAUCUCUUCAAUAUAAUUAUAAUAAAUUUAUAAACUUUUCUUAA